Talaromyces proteolyticus is the source of this 4329-nucleotide messenger RNA. Its product is annotated as putative multidrug resistance protein. The record is from RefSeq and is a predicted model, not a curated record. Gene Ontology annotation, biological process: transmembrane transport. Gene Ontology annotation, cellular component: membrane. The coding region runs from base 1 to 4329 and encodes 1442 amino acids. The transcript has 16 exons. NCBI's taxonomy places the organism in Eukaryota, Fungi, Ascomycota, Eurotiomycetes, Eurotiales, Trichocomaceae. Gene Ontology annotation, molecular function: ABC-type transporter activity; ATP binding; ATP hydrolysis activity.
AUGAAUAUUUCGAAUACCGUGUUCUGCCACGAUGCCUCCUUUGGGCCGACAGUCUACAGUAAAGACUGUCACCGGGUUGAUUUUUCUUUACUCUUUGAAGAUGCCAUAUUUGCAAUUCUUCCUACGACUUUCUUUCUCCUUGUUAGUCCCAUCCGAUUCAUUCAGCUUUAUCGGAGAGCCCCCAAAGCGCGGUGCAGUUCGACUACUAGACACCUCACUAAAUCGGUAUGCGAAAUAAGCCCGUCUUUGGAUUUUGCUUCCGCUGUUGCGGUCGGCUUAUUAUCUUAUUGUGAACAGGUGAAAAGUGCCCGACCGGCUCCUUUAAUCACGACUUUCCUGUCUUUGACCUCGUUGUUAGACGGCGCCAGAACUCGGACGGAAUGGCUGAUAAGCGGGUCGUCAUCGACAAUCCCUUCAAUAUUCUCCGCCUCUCUUGCCACAAAAGUAUUGCUUCUUUUGCUCGAGUCGCUUUCAAAAGGUCAUGAUUUGCUGCAACCGCUGAACAGGAAUUAUACGACAGAAGAAACGGCGGGGAUAUUCAGCCUCAGUUGUUUUGCAUGGAUCAUUCCGCUGGUCAUCAAAGGAUAUCGACAUCAUUUGUCAAUCGAUGACUUAUAUCCUGUCAAUCAUGACAUAGCCGCUGCAACGGUGGCCGCGCAGCUGAAAAAUGCAUGGCAGUCCAGCAAGAAGAAUAAAUCCUAUUCCCUUUUCUUGGCCACUGCACGAGCACUAUGGGUUCCAUUAUGUCUUCCAAUGAUCCCUCAGUUUUUUUUGGUGGCUUUCAAUCUCAUGCAGCCUCUUUUGAUUAACAAUGCUGUCGACUUUGUCGAGAAUCCGAGGGAUAAACCAGCUGUUUUUGGAUACGGUCUUAUUGGCGCUAUGGGAUUGACAUAUCUAGGUAUUGCUAUAGCAACUGCAUGGUAUCAGUAUCUCACUGCAAAAACCCUUGCAAAGAUCCGCGCAGCACUCAUCGGCCUAACCUACCAGUCUAUGCUAGAAAUGAAUCAAAGCGUUGACAGCAUGAUAUCAUCUUCUGUCGUAAGUUUGAUCAACGUCGACGUCGAUAGAAUCAUCAACGCUCUUCAGUGGGUUAUUGGUAUUGCACCCGAUGCGAUUCAAGUCGGACUCGCCGUGUGGCUUUUGCAAAUUCAUCUAGGCGCAAUCUGUGUGGCCCCAGUCUUGGUUGUUUUGGGUCACAUCCGCUCUUGCAUCUGGUCAAAUUGGCAAACUCGUCCGGCCCAGGCAACGAUUGUGGAUGCAGGCAAUCGAGACCAGAACGGGGGCGACAUCGGAAGUGCUGGGUUCAAUGAAGGGAAAGAGGAGCUUCGAAUUUCUAAACGGUUUAGACAGGUUCAAAUCAGCAAUAUCAUCGUGGGAAAUUCACCUCGCCUGUUAUCACCAAUCAUUACGUUCAUCGCGUUCGGUAUUGUCGUUAAAACGUCUGGAAACAAGACUCCAGACACUGCCACCAUAUUCUCGGCCUUGUCGCUUUUGUCCAUUCUCAUUGACCCGGUCAAUGAACUAGUCGCUAUUGGCCCGAACCUUGCCAUGGCUUUGGAUUGCUUUAAUCGUAUACAGGAAUAUGUCACGCAAGAAAAGCGCGUCGAUUAUCGAGAUUUCUCGUGUUAUCGUGACGACAAUAACAGCACUGACGCUAACCCAGCCCCAAAAAGAAAGAACGAAAUAGGAGCAAAAGGAGCUGCCGCUCUGUCGACCCUAGAGGAGGAGCCCACCGCCGGAACGGAAAUACAACUGAUCAACGUCGAUGUUGGCUGGGCUAGAAAGACACUAACUCUGCAAAACCUUUCACUUACCAUAGAUCCAUUAUCCCUGAAUAUCGUAAUUGGAGACGUCGGCAGCGGGAAAUCGACUUUUCUCAAACUAUUGCUCGGAGAGGUGAUGAUACUCAAAGGAUCAGUGAGGUUGGGAACCGAUGAGAUUGCCUAUUGUGAUCAGACGGCAUUUGUGAGAAACCAAAGCAUCCGCGAAAACAUCGUCGGACCGCUCAACUACGAUUCAGAAUGGUAUAGCACCUGCAUCAAGGCAUGUGCUCUCGAUGUGGAUAUCCAGACCAUGCCACAAAUGGAUAGCACUGUCGUUGGAAGCAAAGGCAUCGCCUUGAGUGGAGGACAGAAACAACGUAUUACUUUGGCACGGGCGGCCUAUGCUCGGAAGAAAAUAAUCCUGCUCGACGACGUACUUGCGGGCUUGGAUGCUAUAACUGAGCGUCAUUGUUUCCAUAAUUUGCUUGGCGAAAAUGGCAUUUUUAGACGCCACACGGCUACGGUUAUAUAUGUAACACACUCUGUAAAAUGGCUUCCAUACGCCGAUAAGAUUAUUGCACUUGGACCGAAAGGCAACUUGCAACAGAUGGGAACAUAUCAAGAGCUGGUUUCCAAAGCUGGCUAUGUCCAGGAUCUCAAGUUGAAGACCAGUGACCAUGUUCCAGAGUCGGAAAUUAGUUUGACAAAGGACCAAAUUGAUCAGCAUGAAUUCAGACAAGAACAAACCGACAAGGCUGUAGGACUAGUGAAUGAAACCGAAGAUCAAGAUCAAAACAACAGUAUCCGCAGCAAUCCGUCUUCUAUUCUAUUUUAUAUUGGCUCCAUGGGAUGGAUAAGAUUUCUGAGUUUUGUUCUUCUGGUCGGUGUUGAGGUUGCCACGAAUGCAAUGCAGUCAAUAUGGCUCAGCUGGUGGACUGACGCAAAUCAAAAACAUCCAAAUUCGAAUCUUGGGAGGUGGAUGGGCGUGUACGCUGCAUUUGGUCUCUUGUCUUUAUGCUUUCUUGGCAUGAGCGGAGCGUAUCUCCUGAUAUUGAUCAUCCCAAAGUCUUCCAACAGAUUACAUUGGAAUGUCUUGCGGUGUACGAUGAUGGCCCCAAUUACUUUCUUUUCAAAAAAAAACACUGGAUCAAUCCUGAAUCUAUUUAGUCAGGACAUGACUCUAAUCGACAUGCAAUUACCAAUCGCCUUGAUACUUGCCACUGGAAGCUUCGGCAACUCCAUUUCCGGCGUUGUCCUCACUUCAGUAGCCACUAGCUACAUGGCAAUAUCCAUACCCUUCCUCGUGAUAACGCUUUGCUGUCUUCAAAGGGUCUACCUGCAAACCUCACGACAGAUUCGUGCCCUGGACCUCGAGGCCAAAUCACCGCUGCUUGAACACUUUCUCGAAUCCCUCGAAGGUUCAAUGAGCAUCCACGCUUUCUCAUGGACACACCACCUCAUCUCCGAGAAUUUUCACCGGCUGGACCAAUCCCAAAAACCUUUUUAUCUGCUUCUGUGUAUUCAACGCUGGUUAGGCUUUGUGUUAAAUUGUAUCAUUGUCAUACUGGCAAUCGUUCUCAUGGCGGUAACUGUUGCUCUGCGGGACCGGAUCAACCCGGGCCUUUUAGGCGUGGCAAUGGUAAGCGUGGUCAAUUUGGGACAGACUCUUUCGUCGUUUAUCACGUAUUGGACUACAUUAGAGACUUCUCUUACUGCAAUCAGCCGGAUUAAAAGAUAUAUUAACGAGACUCCUUCGGAAGAGCUAAAACAACUACCACAAGAUUGGCCAUCUGAGUUAAGUAUCGAAUUUCAGCACGUAUCAGUCUCGUUCCACCCCACUGGCAAGAGCGUGCUAACAGACAUCAACCUCUCUAUCCCCAGCGGCCAAUGUAUCGCAAUCUGCGGCCGCUCUGGAUCCGGCAAGUCAACCCUAAUCGCGUGCCUCGCUGGUCUUCUGCGACCAAACCAAGGCUGCAUCCGAAUCGGGCAACAUGUUAUAUCCAAUAGUUCGCAACAAGAAAUUUGCCAGCGACUGAUCACUGCUAUAACCCAAGAAGCCUGGUUUAUGCCACGAGGUUGCGACGACACGGUGCGUGACAACCUGGAUCCGUUCGGACAAGUUCAGAACGACGAAGAGAUUUAUCGUGUAUUGGAGAAAACGGGACUGAGAGAGCAAAUUGAUCGUAUGGGAGGGUUGCAGGCUCGGUUAAAGCAAGACGGAGACGGAAUGUUGUCGAUGGGGCAAACCCAGCUGUUUUGCCUUGCCCGUGCGAUGCUCAGCAGGAGAAGCGGGAAGAUAUUAAUUAUGGACGAAGCUAUGAGCAGUGUCGACUACAAAACGGAAACCACAAUACUCUCGUUACUUCGAACCGAGUUUGCAGGCUGGACUAUUAUCGCCAUUGUGCAUCGUCUGCGGUUCAUUCCAAAAUAUUUUGAUCGCGUACUAGUCCUGCACCAAGGACGAGUGGUCGAGUGUGAUACUCCACAAUGUCUUUUGGCUGAUUCUUCCUCGUUCUUAAGGAAGAUGACUGAAGGGGAACAACUAGAGCAUGGUGGUCAAGAGUAA